This is a messenger RNA of Aegilops tauschii subsp. strangulata, 642 nucleotides long. Lineage: Eukaryota; Viridiplantae; Streptophyta; Magnoliopsida; Poales; Poaceae. The record is from RefSeq and is a predicted model, not a curated record.
UGGAGCAUGAUAAGCAAGCGGAGGAGGAUCAUGAAGAGGUGGAAGAGGAUGAGGAGGAGGACGAGGAAGAGAAAGAUACUUUGUUUGAGGUGCCGCCUGGGGUUGGUGACAAAUCAGAUUCAGAUGGGUUUGUGGAUAGUGAAGAAGAAGCCUUCGAAGGUGAUGACAUGUCCGAGGAUGGUCUAGGCCUUGGUCCUACGCCUCAAGAGCAAGAAACCGUACUUCUUAGUUCGGGUGAGGAUGAAGCAAGAAAAGUGCAACGAAAGAGUGCCAAGAAGCGAAGAGGUCAAGCUCCUUCAAGGUCGAGGUCGGCGGUUUGGACCUUCUUUAAUAAGGUGGAAGCACCUCAUCCAUGGGAAGACAUAUGGACACAUGCAAGAAUUACAAGGACAAGAUGACUACAGGAGUUCUUUGAAACCAGAAAUGGUGGAAGCCUUGGUGUGCGGUGCUAGUUAUAUCAAAGGUUCUCACAAGGACUUCAAUGUGGUGGAGAGGGAUGAAGAUGAGGAGGACGAUGUUGACAAUAUCAAGUUGCCCAAGAUUGUUGAUGUGGGGGAUAUUCGCCAUGUGGGUGUUGCUCUUGCUAUUUUGAAGAUGGAUGUCUACAUGAUCUUCUCAUGUGGAUUGUUGAGGUCAACGUGA